Molecule: messenger RNA, 440 nt
Organism: Oppia nitens
Lineage: Eukaryota; Metazoa; Arthropoda; Arachnida; Sarcoptiformes; Oppiidae
Exons: 2
Coding region: 96-350 (84 amino acids)
Source: RefSeq, a predicted model, not a curated record
UAUUUUAGUGUCAUUGAAAUAGAAACUAUAAAAAAGCGUUUGAUUUCACAAAUCAUUUUUAAGCGAAAGUUUUAUAGUUUUUAAAUCAAUCAAAAAUGAAAGGUUUAUAUUUAUGGCUCGUUUUGUGGGCUAUUGUUAUGUCAAUUCAAGUGAGCGCUCAGUUGUACUUUAGAGGAGGUGGUGGUUGGGGUGGUCCCAGUUAUAAUAGUCGUGACGGACAGGGAUACAGUGGAAAUGGAGGAAUUGGUUUACGACAAACAGGUGCCACUCUCGGCAAUGUAUUGGGUGGAGGCUAUGGAGGAGGACUAAGAGUUAUAGCUCCCGCACCCCGUGGAGGUUAUUGGGGCUAAUUUGAUGGUUAGUUUAUAUUAUAUUACAAAACUGCUAAAGAAAACUGCCAAAAGUAAAUUGUGUUAUUUUGAUUCAUCAAAAUAUUCAUU